AUGAACAGGGGCGAGGUGAAACUGGCCGAUUUCGGUCUAGCCCGACUCUACAAUGCCGAAGACAGACAGCGGCCGUACACGAACAAAGUGAUCACGCUGUGGUACAGACCCCCGGAGCUACUCCUCGGCGAGGAGAGGUACGGUCCCGCAAUCGACAUUUGGAGUUGCGGCUGUAUACUCGGGGAACUGUUCUUAAAGAAGCCCCUUUUCCAAGCUAACGCGGAACUCAUGCAGUUGGAGAGGAUAUCGAGGGUGUGCGGUACGCCUACGCCGGCGGUAUGGCCGUCGGUAAUCAAACUCCCCCUGUUCCACACCCUCAAACCGAACAAACUUCACAGGAGACGUUUGCGAGAAGAUUUCGUUUUCAUGCCUGCUUCAGCAUUAGAUUUACUAGAUAAAAUGUUGGAACUGGAUCCGGACAAGAGAAUUACAGCUGAGGACGCCUUAAAGUCUCCUUGGCUGAAAAAUAUUAAUCCGGAGCUAAUAUCGGCCCCCGAGCUGCCGACGUGGCAGGACUGCCACGAGCUGUGGAGCAAGAAACGGAAGCGGCAGAUCAGGGAGCACGCCGAGGCGAUGCAGAACCUCCCGCCGGGCAAGCCGUCCGUUCUAGGACGGGACAAGCCGUCGGGAAAACCGGACGACUCAAUGGAUGGCGGAGGGUGAGUGAUUUGAUGGUGCUGUGUUGCAACCCUGAGUUGUUAGUACUUUAAAUAAAUUACGAUUGUUCAUUGCCGCGACUGGUGACUUUUAGUGAUACGACGUGACGAGAGAUAGAGAGAGAAAGUCGGUUUUAUAGAUAUUUGCCUGCGGUAUUUAAGUGACACACAAGGACGUAACUGUUAGAGUGAUUUUAACCUUGCUAACAGCUCAGUAUGUAAAUGUCGUAGUGCAUCCCGGACUGAAACAAUUUUAUUAUGUUAUAUCGAUCAUUUUUUUUUUAUUUUACGGCUUAGUUUAUUUUUAUUUGAAUGUUCCCUAUAAUUUCUGUAUAUUGAUUUUAUGAUGUAACAUACGCCGUGGUGUUGUACGAGUGCAAACACGGCGGAAUGUUUCCAAAAAUGUUUAUAAAAAACUGUAUAAAAUUGUAUAAAAUGAUCGAAAAAAAAAAGAAAGGUGCUAAGUAACUAAUUUUAUUCGUAGACGUUUUUCGAGAAGGAAAUUGUAGAAAUAAUGGACCUUGUAAAUAACGUUGUUAAUAUUUAUAAAUACUUAAAGCAUAUUGAUGUUUUUCGCCUGUAUUCAGUGCCUUGCUUUGGUAAGACUUUUCAAAGAUAGGUGACGACUAGUUCUUUUUUAAAAUUAUCGUGACAGCACUAAUUCGUAGAAUCAAAUUAGUUAUGUUGUAUCAGGACGUGAAAUCAGUACACUAUUUAUUGUAAAUAAUAUAUAAGUUAUUAUAGGUAGCAAAUUAGUUGAUUUGUUUAUUGAUAUAUUUGUACAUAUGUUUAUUUUAUUUUGAAAUUAAAAUAAAUGGGAUUUAUUUAU
Anoplophora glabripennis (Asian longhorned beetle) is the source of this 1485-nucleotide messenger RNA. Its product is annotated as cyclin-dependent kinase 12-like. The transcript is spliced from 3 exons. NCBI's taxonomy places the organism in Eukaryota, Metazoa, Arthropoda, Insecta, Coleoptera, Cerambycidae. Bases 1 to 663 code for a protein of 220 amino acids. Gene Ontology annotation, biological process: protein phosphorylation; transcription elongation by RNA polymerase II; positive regulation of transcription elongation by RNA polymerase II. The record is from RefSeq and is a predicted model, not a curated record. Gene Ontology annotation, molecular function: RNA polymerase II CTD heptapeptide repeat kinase activity; cyclin binding; cyclin-dependent protein serine/threonine kinase activity. Gene Ontology annotation, cellular component: nucleus; cyclin/CDK positive transcription elongation factor complex.